Messenger RNA from Penicillium taxi, 366 nucleotides. RefSeq lists its product as uncharacterized. Bases 1 to 366 code for a protein of 121 amino acids. NCBI's taxonomy places the organism in Eukaryota, Fungi, Ascomycota, Eurotiomycetes, Eurotiales, Aspergillaceae. The record is from RefSeq and is a predicted model, not a curated record. The transcript has a single exon.
AUGUCAGACAGCCUCCGCCAAUUUGGCUUCGAUGUGAACACAUCUGCUUGGUCCAACAACGAUACAGCAAUUGAAUACCAGGACAUUCUUACGAACAAUCAGACGGCUAUCCACAACUUGGUGAUUUUCUCAAACGAUAUGCACUUCAAUGCCAGGGUUCUCGACAAUGAAGAAGUCGGUCUGGUCUCGCGGAAUACUGUCUUACGAACAAAGGAGAUUGAAGUCUACUACCAUGCUUCUGGGCAGUGUUAUACAACACAUACCAAGGCGCAGGUAGCUGUGGGUAUUGAAGAUAUCAUUGCUCGUGUCUAUCACAACGAUUAUUAUGCGUCUUGCUGGGCCUUGCGGUUUGGUACCGGCAGUUAG